AUGAACUGCUUGAACCACUUGAACCGCCUGAGCUUUGUGACCGGAGCCGUCGAGGUGGUAAGUGUAGUUGUUGUCGAUACCGGUGUCGUCGAUGAAGCCGUCGUGACAGCCGCAGCAGUAGUUGCCGAAGCAGAUGUAGACGGGGCGGUCGAUGUCGUUGACGAGGAUACUAUAGAAAUCGAAGUCAGCAAACCUGAAGCAGUUGUGGAAAUCGACAAUACACUGGAAACAGAUGUGCCAAGGGUAGUUGUGAAAGAAGGAGUGGCAGUACUAAUUUGUCCUGUCGAGCUCGUCGUAGAGGUCCCUGACGCCGUCGAACUAACGGUGGUGGAGCUGGUGGCACUACUGGUCGAUGAAGUGGUCGAGCCCGUCGCAGUCGAUGUGUUGGCGCCGGUAGUGGUUGAGCCAGUCGCGCUCGCACUAGCAGAGCUUGAGGAGCUGCUGGCCGUCGAACUUGUUGCAGUCGUCGACGUGGUAGCACUGGUGGCGGUUGACGCAGUCGAGACUGUACUAGCCGGGCUUGUGGUAGUGCUGGCUGUCGAGCCUGUUGCAGUCGUCGAUGUGGUAACGCUGGUGCUGGUGGUAGUUGACGCAGUCGAACUCGCACUGGCAGAGCUUGAGGCGCUGCUGGCCGUCGAACUCCUCACAGUCGACGUGGUGAUGCUAGUGGUAGUUGACGCAGUCGAGACUGAACCGGCAGAGCUUGACGCACUGCUGGUCGUCGAACCCGUCACACUCGUUGUUGUGACGCUAGUUGCAGUUGACGCAGUCGAGACUGCACUGGCAGAGCUUGAGGUAGGUGGCCCAGAGCUAGCAAUCGAAGUUGUAGUGCCAACCGCACUGGACGUUGUGGACGAGCUCGAACUGACCGUAUUGGUCGUGGCGAAGCCUGUGGCGCUGAUCGAGCUUGACGAUGAUGUGACCGAAGUGCCAGGUGCCGUGGGAUUCGAGGUUGCAGCGGUGGAAGAUGAUGAACCCAAAGUCGACGAGCUUGACGAUGUAGUAGGGCCAGAUAACGACGAAAGAACGCUGCUUGACACAGACGGCCCUAAGCCAGUUGUUGUCGAGGAUGUCCCAGCGUUGCUUGUGAUACCACCCGCCGUGGAGGACCCUCCCACAGGGCUUGUUGAUGCCGAGGAUACCGAAGAGACUGGCGGUGCUGAUGAGGCGUCUGUGCUAGCACCCGUUGACACUGCCAUGUUCGAGGUUGUGGAGACUGACGCCGCCGAUGAAGCAGCUGUACUGGAGGUCAUGGAUGCUGCUUUACUCGUGGUGGAUGAGCCUGAAGGCACAGAUGAAGCAAUUGUACCUGCACCCGUUGACACUACUAGGCUCGAGGUCGUAGCAGAGGCUGAUGUUGUACCGCCAGAGAGACUGCUCUGCACCGUAGCACUGGCGGUGCUCAUGCUCGAAGCUGCACUUGAAGAAACGAUGGUCGUAGGUGUUGCCGUCGAAGAAGUAGACACCGAAGUACCAAGAUCUGACGAAGUAAUGCCAGGCGCCGUGGUGCUGACACCAGUAGCAGGUGAAGUUCCAGUCGAUCCAAGCGAGGUCGAAGAGAAGCCCACACUGGACACGGAGUCUGUAGUCGACGAGGCCGCGGUCGCACCACCAGUUGCGCUGCUCGACGUCUCCAAGGUUGAGGAAGGACCAGAAGAAAGCAAAGAAGGACUAGAAGAACUUGUGGAAACCACAAGCUGA
Fonsecaea erecta is the source of this 1701-nucleotide messenger RNA. RefSeq lists its product as hypothetical. The coding region runs from base 1 to 1701 and encodes 566 amino acids. The transcript is spliced from 3 exons. The record is from RefSeq and is a predicted model, not a curated record. NCBI's taxonomy places the organism in Eukaryota, Fungi, Ascomycota, Eurotiomycetes, Chaetothyriales, Herpotrichiellaceae.